Messenger RNA from Pongo pygmaeus (Bornean orangutan), 135 nucleotides. Its product is annotated as thymosin beta-15A. Gene Ontology annotation, molecular function: actin monomer binding. The coding region runs from base 1 to 135 and encodes 44 amino acids. Gene Ontology annotation, biological process: actin filament organization; regulation of cell migration. The record is from RefSeq and is a predicted model, not a curated record. Gene Ontology annotation, cellular component: cytoplasm. NCBI's taxonomy places the organism in Eukaryota, Metazoa, Chordata, Mammalia, Primates, Hominidae. The transcript has a single exon.
AUGAGUGAUAAGCCAGACAUAUCAAAAGGGAAGUAUGACAGGGAAAAACUGAAGAAAAUUAGUAACAAAGAAAAAAAUACUCUUCUGUCAAAGGAAACUAUCCAGCAGGAGAAAGAGUGUAUUCAAACAUUCUAA